Messenger RNA from Dentiscutata heterogama, 503 nucleotides. NCBI's taxonomy places the organism in Eukaryota, Fungi, Glomeromycota, Glomeromycetes, Diversisporales, Gigasporaceae. The record is from the annotation of a GenBank genome assembly.
AUGGUCUUAUAGUAUCAUUGUUUACAAUAAAACUUAAAAUAAAAGAGCUUCUUAGAACUAGUUUUCAACAAGAAUAUCCUAAUGUUUUAGAAACUUUUAAAGCUUCAAAUAGUUGGUGCCAGAGAUUUAUAAAUAGAUAUAAACUUGUAUUUCGGCACUAUACAAAACUUGAGCAAAAACUUCUUUAUAACUUAGCUAAACAAUUAGAUCAUUUUUAUGAAUUUAUUAAAAAGUCACAAUAUAUAAAUAACUAUGAAUUAUUCUCAAAAAUAGUUCAAAUAAGAACUACAGACAAUGAAAAAAAUCAGUUUAUAUAUGUUCUUGCAAUUUUGGCCAAUAGAGCUAAACUUCCUUCCAUGAUAAUUUUCAAAGACAAAAGAUAUUCUAGAGGUCCUUUUCUCUUGGGAUAUUUUACUGAUUCUGUUAAGGCAAAAUAUAAUGAAUUAAACAUGGUUAGAGAUAUAAUUUCCAGUAGACUUACUUUAUUAGUUCAGCCUCUUGAU